Messenger RNA from Pyrgilauda ruficollis (rufous-necked snowfinch), 2014 nucleotides. It is a transcript of the gene RUNX3, whose product is annotated as RUNX family transcription factor 3. The transcript is spliced from 5 exons. The record is from RefSeq and is a predicted model, not a curated record. The coding region runs from base 303 to 1514 and encodes 403 amino acids. Gene Ontology annotation, cellular component: nucleus. Gene Ontology annotation, molecular function: ATP binding; RNA polymerase II cis-regulatory region sequence-specific DNA binding; DNA-binding transcription factor activity, RNA polymerase II-specific. NCBI's taxonomy places the organism in Eukaryota, Metazoa, Chordata, Aves, Passeriformes, Passeridae. Gene Ontology annotation, biological process: neuron differentiation; hemopoiesis; regulation of transcription by RNA polymerase II.
GGCGGGGCCGGCAGCGGGGCUCGGGCUCGGCACGGGAGCCGGCAGCGGGGCUCGGCACCGGGAGCAGCACCGGCAGCGACACCGGCACUCGGCACGCAGCGCACCCACCGGCGGCGAGCCCCGGAGCCGCGCGGGACCCCAUCCCCCGCGCCGCCGUCCCCCCCGCGCCGCCCCGCCGAGGACGGCGCUCCGCCGGCACGGAGCGAGGCAGCGCGGGGCUCGGCCGCCACCUCCCCCGCCGCCCGCCGAGCCCCGCCGGGUGCCCGCCCGUCCCGCCCGGCUCCCUGACGCCCGCCGUUGUGAUGCGUAUUCCCGUAGACCCGAGCACCAGCAGGCGCUUCACUCCCCCGUCCACGGCCUUCCCCUGCGGUAAGAUGGGCGAGAACAGCGGGGCGCUGGGGGCCCCCGCGCCGGGCGGCCGCGCUCGGCCCGAGGUGCGCUCCGUCGUGGAUGUCCUGGCCGAUCACGCCGGCGAGCUGGUGCGCACCGACAGCCCCAACUUCUUGUGCUCGGUGCUGCCGUCGCACUGGAGGUGCAACAAGACGCUGCCCGUCGCCUUCAAGGUCGUGGCGCUCGGAGAUGUCCCCGACGGGACCGUGGUCACGGUGAUGGCGGGGAACGACGAGAAUUACUCGGCGGAGCUGCGCAACGCCUCUGCCGUGAUGAAAAACCAAGUAGCGAGAUUUAACGACCUCAGAUUUGUUGGGAGAAGCGGCAGGGGGAAAAGCUUCACCCUGACCAUCACCGUGUUCACCAACCCCACCCAAGUGGCCACCUACCACCGAGCCAUCAAAGUGACCGUGGACGGACCCCGGGAGCCCCGCAGGCACAGACAAAAGCUGGAAGACCAAGCCAAACCCUUCACCGACCGCUACGGAGAGCUGGAACGGCUGCGCCAGUCCAUGAGAGUCACCCCGACAACACCCAACCCCCGUGGAUCCCUCAGCACCCCGAGCCACUUCGGCUCCCAGGCUCAAACUCCAAUCCAAGGCACGUCAGAGCUGAGCCCCUUCUCGGACCCGCGGCAGUUCGAGCGCUCCUUCCCCACGCUGCCGGCGCUGACGGAGACGCGUUUCUCCGACCCGCGGAUGCAUUACCCCGGCGCCAUGUCCGCCGCCUUCCCCUACACGGCCACACCCUCGGCCACGGGCAUCGGCGGCAUCAGCAUGACCAGCAUGCCCACCACCACCCGCUUCCACCACACCUACCUGCCGCCCCCGUACCCCAGCUCCACGCAGAACCAGAGCGGGCCCUUCCAGGCCAACCCCUCUCCCUACCACUUGUACUACGGGACGUCCUCGGGCUCCUACCAGUUCUCCAUGGUGGCGGGAGGCGAGCGCUCACCCACCCGCAUGCUCUCGUCCUGCACGAGCGCCUCGGCGGGGAACAACCUGAUGAACCCCAGCCUGGGCGCGCAGAGCGACGGCGUGGACGCCGACGGCAGCCACAGCAAUUCCCCCACCACCAUGAGCACCACGGGCAGGAUGGAUGAGUCCGUCUGGAGACCCUACUGAGGAGGAGCUCAGCUGGGCACCCGUGUCUUUAACUUAAUCAGCCACCGCGGCUCCUAUUGGGAGCGACCAAAGUGAUGCCAAGGGAAAAGUUAAACCAAAGUCUUCCAAACCCAAAGUUAAGGAUCCUCUGCAUGCAAACAUCAAGCGAAGAUCAACCCAGACCUUCGUUGCAUUUCGAGGUGAACACCCACGAGGCUUGAAUGUGUUGCUUGAUGUGGUUCCUUCCGUAUGUUUUAGGUAUGUGGAUUGUACAUAGGGAAAAAAAGCCCCAAGGACGUGUGGAAUCAGAUGUUUGGUACUUGCAGAACACUUCUCGUUCAUCUCACUCGCACCUCUUCCCCACACAAAGCAUCCAGAAGUGAGGAGAAUCUCACCCUGCCUCUGCAAGAUGGUUCAGAGAAGAGAAGACACCAGGGAGUCACCUGAGCCAUCUCUCUGCCAGUGCAAGUGGACCGAACUUAACUUAAAAAAAAAAAGGAGAAAAAAAGAAAAAAACCCCA